GAGCCAAUGAAGUCUACAGGGGUCAUUUCCUGUGGGGCCACUGUAAGUAUGCUUUGUUUUGGAUGUUCUGGUUCUUUUUUUUUUUUGCACUUGACUUACCUGCACUUAUUUGAACCUACAGUAUCUGCUCUGUUUUGUGUUUCUGGUCCUUUCUGUUGAUAAUCCUGAAUCUAACACCAAUGACUAGACUGCUUGCUGUGUUUAUCUACUAAUUGCUUUUCAAACCUGACUGUCGGAGGUGGUAAAGGGUGGCCGGCCCUCCUCCAUCAGUCCCAACUCUUUCCCCAGCAGUGAACAGAUCCUCUCUGGCCUUUUUUCCCCUAUUGAUCAACAUUGGAAGGACACCUUUAAUCUCACUAGUUUUACUGACAAUUAUAUUUAGAAACCAAAAGUUAAAACUGGCAUUAAAUAACCAUUAGAUGUAACAUUUAAUGACCCUAUUUAAUUAUCUUGCUCCAUAUGCAAACUUAUAUUACUUAGAUUAUUUUUUUAAAAAGUCAAAAUUUUGGUUCCUACACAUUAGCCGUGUUUCCAUUCACUUAUUAGUAUAAGUGACAUAUAAGUAUCACACUAGAAGGACUGAAUGGGAAAAUGGAAAAAUUAGAAAAAGGAAAAAAUAAAAAAAUAAAAUAAAAAAAUAAAUAAAAAAUUAAAAAAAUGUAUAUAUAUACAUGCUCAGGAUGGGAUGUGAGAAAGUUAGGAAGAUAGUUCUGAUGUAUGAUACAUUACAUUUAUGCAAGAACAUAAACACAGCGGCUGAAAGAAAACAUUCAAUAAGAGCCGAGUUGUCUCGAACGCAGUACUGCUCUUGUGCAGCACUCAAACUGUGCAGCCUCUACUUAUUCUACUUUGAUAACUGGAGGAUUAUAGCAAUAAAAAAAUGAAAAAAAUGACACUGUAGACUACCUGAUUCUUUCCAAGACAGCUGAUAGAAACCUGCAUUUCUUUUGUAUACACCAUUUGAAAAGGUUUUCUUAAAAUUACCUUGCCAACUGAAUAGAAGCACGGCUAGUGUUAGAAAUGUUACGUUUUUAAUACAAUAAGUGCCGGCAGAGUCGCAGCAGCGGCUUGCUUAAAGUGACCUUUUUUCCUUUCUUGCUUUAAAAGACAGUAUAAUGCAACUGUUACUGCUUCUCUAUUUUAUUUGCACACAAAAUUCAAUGCUUCCUUUGUCUAUUGUCUUAAUUUUUGUUUCUAUAAAUACAUAUAUGUGUAGCUGAUAUAUUUUUAUCAAUUUUUUUUUUUACAAUUUUCAUAGAAAUUUUGCUAUGCUCUUCAGUCUUAUGGUUAGCUUUUGUUAUUAUCAUCCAGUUCCCAAAUUACAUAAUACACAAUAAAUAAUAAACCUAAAUAUGUUAAAUUAUCAUUAUAAGCUAACCACAUGGCUUGGGCAGAAUUUGUAUUAAAGUAAAAAUAUUUUAAUUCAAAAUGUUUGAACUCAGACAGGUCAGACUUUUAUAAUCUGGGUGCCAGGGAGAUACACGGGGCUCCCUGCACCCGAGAGACAGACGGUCCUUCGAAUUGUUUAAGUCGCAUUUGAACACCUACAACAUGGCCUUUUUACUCUCUGUGUUUCCCUUGUUUUUCUCCUUUCCUCAUUUCAUUUUGUUCUGCAUCAAAUUUCCUACAUUCCUCAGAGCUGCGAGAAGUACGCCGGGUGCCACCGCGAUUCUCCAUUCCACCUACAGACAAUGAGAUCAUGCCAGGCGGCAGUGUCAAUAUCACAUGUGUGGCAGUGGGUUCUCCCAUGCCAUAUGUCAAGUGGAUGCUGGGUGCUGAAGACCUUACGCCAGAAGAUGACAUGCCCAUUGGACGGAACGUCUUGGAGCUCACAGACGUCCGGCAGUCGGCCAACUACACCUGUGUGGCCAUGUCAACGCUCGGGGUGAUAGAAGCUGUUGCACAGAUAACAGUGAAAGCACUGCCCAAGGCUCCUGGCAUCCCUGUGGUGACAGAGCGCACAGCCACCAGCAUCACACUGACUUGGGACUCUGGCAAUCCCGAGCCAGUAUCCUACUACAUCAUCCAACACAAGUCCAAGUACUCAGAGGACGCUUACAAGGAGAUUGAUGGCGUGGCCACCACUCGCUACAGCGUGGGAGGCCUCAGCCCGUACUCAGAUUACGAGUUUCGGGUGGUGGCAGUGAACAACAUUGGGCGAGGGCCACCCAGUGAGAGCAUUGAGGCCAAAACAGCUGAGCAGGCACCCAGCACAGCACCAAGGCAAGUUAGAGGUCACAUGUUGAGCACCACCACAGCUGUCAUCCACUGGGAUGAACCGGAGGAGGCUAACGGGCAGAUCAUGGGCUACCGAGUCUACUACACCAUGGAUUCCAGCCAGCAUGUCAACCUCUGGGAGAAGCAGAUUGUUCGGGGGUCCAACUUUGUCACCAUCCAGGGCCUCAUCCCCAAUAAGACCUACUACAUCAAGGUUUUGGCCUACACCUCAGUAGGCGAUGGACCUCUUUCCCCAGACCUUCAAAUCAUCGCCAAGACGGGAGUUCCCUCUCAACCAACUGACUUCAAAGGAGAAGCCAAAUCAGAAACAAGUAUUCUGCUUUCAUGGGUCGCCCCAGCACAGACUGGACAGGAAAAUCAAAUCACAGGAUAUGAACUUAUGUACAAGAAGAGGGGCGGCAAAGAGGAGCCACCUAUCAGGUUUGAGCCGACAACAACAUACCUGCUGAAGGACUUGAAGCCCUUCACUACUUAUACUUUCCGGCUGGCUGCCUCUAGUAAACAUGGAGUUGGAGCUUACACCAAUGAGAUCUCUGCGGAAACUCCACAGACACAACCCUCGGGCCCACCUCAGGAUGUCAAGUGCCAUAGCCCCAGCUCCACCAACAUCCUGGUAAGUUGGCGGCCACCCCCAAUGGAAUUACAAAAUGGGAUCAUAACGCAGUACACCGUCCAAUAUGCUGCAACUGGAGGCGAGGAUAAUACUGCUCAUCAAAUCUCCAACAUCCCUCCGGAAAGCUCUCAGUACCUUUUGGAAAAUCUGGAAAAAUGGACAGAGUACCGUGUGACAGUCAGUGCUCAUACUGACGUCGGGGCAGGACCAGAAAGCUUGCCGCAGCUCAUCCGCACAGAGGAGGAUGUUCCUAGUGGGCCACCUCGUAAAGUUGAGGUGGAGGCUGUCAACUCCUCAUCAAUUAAAGUGAUCUGGCGUUCACCGAUGCCCACCAAGCAGCACGGUCAGAUCCGAGGGUACCAGGUGCACUAUGUCAGGAUGGUUAAUGGGGAGCCCACAGGACAGCCAGUCAUCAAGGACAUCCUGAUUGAUGAUGCCCAGUGGGAAUAUGAUGAUUCAACUGAACAUGAAAUGAUCAUCACAGAACUGCAGGCUGAGACCACAUACUCAGUCACUGUGGGAGCCUAUACGACAAAGGGCGAUGGUGCACGCAGCAAGCCCAAACUGAUCACCACCACUGGCGCAGUUCCUGACAAACCUCGACUAAUGGUCAGUACUACCAACAUGGGCACAGCUCUCCUCCAGUGGCAUCCCCCAGCAUUAACCCAUGGCCCCCUGCAAGGAUAUCGCCUCCGUUUUGGCCGUAAAGACGUGGAUCCGUUGACUGUUAUUGAGUUCCCUGAGCGAGAGAAUCACUACACUACCAAAGAGAUCCAUAAGGGAGCCUCGUACACUUUCCGCCUUUCUGCGCGCAACAAAGUGGGCUUUGGUGAGGAGACAGUCAAAGAAGUCACCACAAAUGAGGAUUUCCCAAGCGGCUACCCUCAGAGCAUUACAGCAGAGGGUGCCACCACCUCCACCAUUCAGGUUAGCUGGCAACCUGUUUUGCUGGCAGAACGAAACGGCCAAAUUGUGAAAUAUGCUCUGCAGUAUAAGGACAUCAACAGCCCACGCAGUCCUUCAGAACUCUUCAUCACCGCCCCGGAAUCAACAGUCAUCCUGGAUGGCCUUAAGGCAGAUACCACUUAUGAUAUUAAAAUGUGUGCCUUCACCAGCAAGGGCUCUGGUUCCUAUAGCCCCAGUGUCCAAUUCAGGACACAGCCUUUGGAUCAAGCAGUGUUUGCAAAAAAUUUUCACGUGAGAGCUGCCAUGAAGACAUCAGUGCUGCUAACAUGGGAGAUCCCAGAUACCUACAACGCAGCUCAGCCUUUUACUAUCCUUUACGAUAACGGGCAGAGUGUUGAGGUGGAUGGGAAGCUAACGCAGAAGCUAAUCACGGGUCUUCAACCUGAGACACAGUACUCCUUUCUCCUGACCAACCGUGGCAACAGUGCUGGAGGUCUGCAGCAUCGUGUGUCCACCAUGACGGCCCCAGACAUCCUACGCACCAAACCCUUCCUGAUUGGCAAGACCAACUCAGAUGGUAUGGUGACUGUGGAGCUACCAACGGUGCAGACAGCUGAGAGAGUAAGGGGAUAUUACAUUGUGGUAGUGCCUCUGAAGAAGCAUGGUAACGGCAAGUUUUUAAAACCCUGGGACAAUCCAGAUGAGAUGAAUUUGGAAGAGCUGCUGAAGGAGAUAAACCAAACUAGCAGAGGCCUUCGGUUCCAGAGGCAGGCAGAACCCAAACCCUAUAUCGCUGCCUACUAUAAAGAGCUGCCCACCGAUUUCACCCUGGGAGAUGGCAAGAUCUACCGAGGCUUUGAAAACAAGCAACUCCAGAAUGGCCUGGAGUACAUCUUCUUUGUGCUUGCUGUUUUGGAGAUGUCUGAAAAUAUCAUGUAUGCCACAAGCCCCUACUCCGACCCUGUUGUGUCAGCCGACAUCGAACCCCUGCCGGUCAUCGAUGAGGAGGAAGGCCUCAUCUGGGUGGUUGGCCCUGUGCUAGCGGUGGUCUUCAUCAUAUGCAUCGUCAUUGCUAUCCUCCUUUACAAAAGAAAAAGAGCAGAAUCUGAAGCUAGGAAAGGCAGUCUCCCCAACAGCAAGGAAAUGCCACUGCAUCAUCCCACUGACCCCGUUGAGCUUCGACGCCUCAACUUCCAAACGCCUGGUAUGGCUAGCCACCCUCCAAUCCCAAUUAUGGACCUGGCAGAUCAUCUGGAACGCCUGAAAGCCAAUGACAACCUCAAGUUUUCACAGGAAUAUGAGUCCAUUGACCCUGGUCAGCAGUUCACGUGGGAGCACUCAAACCUGGAGGUCAACAAACCAAAGAACAGAUAUGCCAACGUGAUUGCCUACGACCACUCCAGAGUCUUGCUCUCUGCUAUCGACGGUAUUCCUGGAAGCGACUAUAUCAAUGCCAACUACAUCGAUGGCUACAGGAAGCAGAAUGCCUACAUUGCAACCCAAGGAUCUCUCCCAGAGACAUUUGGUGAAUUCUGGAGGAUGAUCUGGGAGCAGAGGAGUGCUAUUAUCGUCAUGAUGACUAAACUGGAGGAGAGGUCCAGGGUGAAAUGUGACCAGUACUGGCCUACAAGAGCAACAGAGACAUAUGGCCUCAUCCAAGUGACACUGCUAGACACAGUAGAGCUGGCCACAUACUGUGUCAGGACAUUUGCACUUUUUAAAAAUGGCUCCAGCGAGAAGAGAGAGGUGAGGCAGUUCCAGUUCACGGCCUGGCCAGACCACGGGGUACCAGAGCAUCCCACUCCGUUCCUGGCCUUCCUUAGACGGGUGAAAGCUUGCAAUCCUCCAGAUGCAGGGCCCAUGGUGGUACACUGCAGUGCUGGGGUGGGACGCACAGGUUGCUUCAUCGUGAUUGAUGCCAUGCUAGAACGUAUCAAGCACGAGAAGACUGUGGACAUCUACGGGCAUGUAACGCUAAUGCGUGCCCAGCGCAACUACAUGGUGCAGACAGAGGACCAGUAUGUCUUCAUACAUGACGCGCUCCAAGAGGCCGUCAACUGCGGCACCACCGAAGUGCCCGCCAGAAACCUAUACGCCUACAUCCAGAAACUGACCCAGAUAGAGGGUGGAGAGAAUGUCACCGGCAUGGAACUUGAGUUCAAGCGUUUAGCUAACACUAAAGCCCAUACAUCCCGAUUCAUCAGUGCCAAUCUCCCCUGCAACAAGUUCAAGAACCGCCUUGUUAACAUAAUGCCAUACGAGUCCACACGAGUGUGUCUUCAGCCCAUUCGAGGAGUUGAGGGCUCUGACUACAUCAAUGCCAGUUUCAUUGAUGGGUACAGGCAACAGAAAGCCUAUAUUGCCACACAGGGACCACUGGCAGAGACCACAGAGGACUUUUGGAGAAUGCUCUGGGAGCACAACUCUACUAUUGUCGUUAUGCUUACCAAGCUUAGAGAAAUGGGCAGGGAAAAAUGCCACCAGUACUGGCCAGCAGAGAGGUCGGCCAGAUACCAGUACUUUGUGGUGGACCCCAUGGCCGAGUAUAACAUGCCCCAGUAUAUCCUGAGAGAGUUCAAAGUGACUGAUGCCAGGGAUGGACAGUCGCGGACAGUAAGGCAGUUUCAGUUCACAGACUGGCCUGAACAAGGAGUGCCAAAAUCAGGAGAGGGCUUCAUCGAUUUCAUUGGCCAAGUACAUAAAACAAAAGAGCAGUUUGGCCAAGAUGGGCCUAUUUCGGUCCACUGUAGCGCGGGUGUUGGUAGAACUGGAGUUUUCAUCACCCUCAGCAUCGUCUUGGAACGAAUGAGAUAUGAGGGCGUAGUAGACAUCUUUCAGACAGUGAAAAUGUUACGGACACAGAGACCAGCUAUGGUGCAGACAGAGGAUCAAUACCAGUUCUGCUACAGAGCUGGCUUGGAGUACCUGGGAAGCUUUGAUCACUAUGCAACGUAAAAGACCCAGUAUUGGAAGAAAAAAGCAGAGGGCCCUUUGGAAAGAAAACCCAGUGAGCCUCUCUUCUGAGCCAUAAAUUCCUGCUUGAGAAAGUACUCCUUAACUCCUUGCUAACAACUCAUUAAGUGUUGGAUGUGUGACAUGACUUGUCAAAAAAUGAAAAAGAUGAUUCCCGGAGGACCAAGUAUUUCCCAACCCCAAUAAAACCUCGCCUUGAUACGAAGUGAGGGAAUCCUGACUGUUGAAGCAUCGUACGGAAUUACCUUUUCUUUUGCUUCAAGGAUUCAUUUUGGGGCUCAUAAAACUGAAUGAAACCAACACAACAAAAAAGUAAAUGAACAAUAAUGACAUCGUCAGAAAUGCAUCAGUGAUUAUGAACCAUUACGAGAGGCAUUGGAGGCACACAGAAUUGCAGGGGGGGAAAAAACUUGAUGCACAUUGUAAAGAAAAAAAAAUCUGUUUCACAAUCAAGUACACACAGACAACCCAUCGAAAAAGAAGACAAUGCUUGGUCCACAACAGCAGGACAGACUUAAAGUAAUAAUGAAUAAAUACCCCUUUUCCUGUCACAAUGUUCAUCAUCUAAAUUUUGGGAGAGGGUAAAGCUCAAAUGAUCUAUGAAAUAAAUACAAAUUAUUGAUUUAGUUUUUUAGUACUUUAUUAUACAGCUGAUGUGCUUUUUUUGAACUGUGUGAAUUUCCUUUUUUUACACAAAUUUAUUGCUUGAAAAAAAAGUGAUAAAACGUAUUUACGUAAAUGUUAUUUUUUUUUAAAGCUGUAGAACUGUUCUGACGUAUGUGCUAUUUUGCAGAGAAUCUCUUUGCUCUUUUUUAUUUCAUUUCGUUUCAAUUAUUUUUGUUUCCCUGAUUUUGUCGCACUUGGUGCAAAGAACAGAAUUCACACUACCAAAAUGUAAGUUUGUUCAAGAGUUAUUUUUGGUCUUGAUUUUUGGUUUUGUCCAUGAUCACAUACAUGGUAACUUAAUUACUCCCAUAAGAUAAACUGGGGCUUUGUGGAAUCAACAGGGAUGAGCAAAGUAUGAAGUUGCUGCUACCGAUUAUCUUAGUUCUUCCAUGUUAGAAGGAUGAUAAGAGAGAACCUGAUGAAUUGGAUAACAUAUAUGAAUAUAUAGAUAUAUGGUACAGAUUGUGGAAUAUACAUGAAAUAUAUAUAUAUUAACACAUAAAUAUAACAUUCUAAAUAUAUUGAUAAAGGACAUAAUUUAAGAGUUAAAAAUAUAUGAAAUAUGGAUCGUCUAUGAAAGCUUUCAGAUUGAGAGUUGUGUGCUAUGGGGGAAAUGAAAUGAGAUUUUUCACUGGAAUGCACAUCAGUAGGACAAAAUUGUAUUCUGAUUCAGUGCAUCUUUUCUUGUGCAAUAAAUAUGUGUGUUUUUAGAUAGGGUUUUAUGUGGAUAUGUCAUUCACUCAUGACAUUGUUGUUCCCCCCGCAAGUGAGGUGUGGGAGUGGGAAUGUCAGCUGCCAGUCAAAGCAUCACUGGCACAUUUAUUUUUUAUGUUUCUCAAGCUCUCAUACAGUCUGUAAUUAUAGACAGAGGGGUCACACAGCCGCAAUCACUGCUCCACACAAUAGGGCAAGGUACAAAGACGUCACUUUCUUGUGGUUCUUUAAAGACAUCAAUGGUAAAGAUUUUUUUUUCAUUUUGCAUUUAGAGUGCCUUAUAUUUAUGCCUGUUUUUAUAAUGUUUCAUUUAACAUAUUAAUGUAUCCUUUGAGUAAUCUAGGCAUUUAGUAUAAAUGUAACUGUAUAGUUUAUUUACCAUCAGUAUUAAUUUGUCACAUGAUGAGAUUAUAUAUGCAAAUAAGAACAUUUCAAAGCUCAUAUUUUUCAUUUUCAGUGGCCUUAUUGUGGCUGAGUGAAUUAGAAUAACUGUUUAUAUAUCACUGACCUCUACAGAAAAUUGAAAGAAUACACAAUGGUCAUGAGACAUAUAGUUUAAAUUUUAAGACACAGAGAGAGGGAUGAGAUUGCAGAAUACUGGUCUCAGAGCUCAACAGGAUGAAGGCCCAAAAUAAUGGUAAUGAGCUUUUUGCAGAGUGUCACCAUGGUCACGUUUUAUGACAGCAAUUAAAAUCAAACUAAAAAUAGAUUUGGUCAAAAAGAAUGCCCAAUGCACAGGUCAUCACCGCAGGGUUUCUUCUUCAUGCCUUAGGUUUGAAUUCCGGACUUUGUAUGUGUCACUUCAGAGAGGAGAUACAGAAUCUGCAACUAAAUAUCUGUUCUGUUUUCCUGACAAUCCUAAACGGUGUGUCAUUUUCCUGUUUUACGACAUUAGAGUUAGAGACUGGGGUUAAGUUAUGGUUCUGCAUCAGUCUUCAUGUUGAGCAGUAUCUUUAACUUCUCCGUACCCUCUUUGAUGGCUUUGUGGAUGUGCAUUCCAGGUGCUUUCUUUCCCUUGUUAACUCAAGCAGCUAUGUGUUUUAUUUUUGUCAACUGCUUCACUGAUUACUUUUGUCAUAAUUUUGAGAUAUAAAAGUGCUUUUAUUUAACUUCAUUGUGGCUAAUGUUACAUUAUGUUCAAGUCUCUGAUGUUUAUUUUCUCAUCUCAGUUUUUCCUAUUUUAUAAAAUUGAUUUUUCACAUGCAGGGUGAUACAUUGCAGAAUGGCCGAAGCUGGCCUGGUAGGAAGAUUUGCACUUUCUCUAUCUUUGUACUAUGCACUGCCCUAUUGAUUCUAAACCCAAUAAUAUAUUACUUGAACCCAUCUAUAAAAAAAUCUCCUAAACGUUCACUUUGUGUGUAUGUAAAUAACACAAAAAAGGUAUCAACUCUUGAAAAAGACAAAAAAAAAAAAGUUUGUGGCGAAAAAGAGCAUCCAUUCUGAUGCCAUGGUUACUCCAGCAGAUGACUUCAGAAAAAUCUGUCCCCCAACCAUCUGUUCUUGUGGCUUUGCCAUUCAAGCUUGGAGUGUCAUUAACAGAAAUAAACGUUGUGUUCUCUGCUCUCUCUAUCUAUCUCUCGUCUGGAUGCAUAGACUGAAAAUUAAAUAAUGAAAUUGUAAAAAAAAAAUGGCUUGUUAAAAAGAUCAUACAAUUACCUCUGAUUAGUUGUAAGCGUAAACUGUUUCUUUUUCUGAAUGAAAGGAGUGCUUUUUAUUUUCUUACUUAGGUUAUAUUGGUGGCGAAAGAAGUCUGUAUGAAAAUCAGUUCUUUGCUGACACAAGUUCCAUUUGUUAUAAAUUAAUUCUAUUAAAAAAUGUCAGUGUUA
Molecule: messenger RNA, 9936 nt
Organism: Centropristis striata (black sea bass)
Lineage: Eukaryota; Metazoa; Chordata; Actinopteri; Perciformes; Serranidae
Product: receptor-type tyrosine-protein phosphatase delta-like
Exons: 28
Coding region: 1700-6712 (1670 amino acids)
Biological process (GO): protein dephosphorylation
Molecular function (GO): protein binding; protein tyrosine phosphatase activity
Source: RefSeq, a predicted model, not a curated record